CCAUUCGUCACAGAUCUUGAUGGCAACAAGAAACUUUCCAUUAGAUUUGAUGUCAGCCAAUUUAAACCGGAAGAGAUCUCUGUGAGGACCAUGGACAAUAAACUGAUGAUCCAAGCCAAACAUACAGAAGAAUCCCCUGGUCGCAAGGUUUACCGUGAAUUCAGCAAACAAUACAUUCUUCCUAACAAAAUCGACCCCGUUAAGUUAGAAUCAAUCCUAUCUCAAGAUGGUGUUCUCAGUAUUCAAGCUCCAGCUCCU
Molecule: messenger RNA, 258 nt
Organism: Lottia gigantea (owl limpet)
Lineage: Eukaryota; Metazoa; Mollusca; Gastropoda; Lottiidae
Exons: 1
Biological process (GO): response to heat; protein refolding
Molecular function (GO): protein folding chaperone
Source: RefSeq, a predicted model, not a curated record